Messenger RNA from Mucor velutinosus, 1572 nucleotides. RefSeq lists its product as uncharacterized. The record is from RefSeq and is a predicted model, not a curated record. The transcript is spliced from 2 exons. The coding region runs from base 1 to 1572 and encodes 523 amino acids. Lineage: Eukaryota; Fungi; Mucoromycota; Mucoromycetes; Mucorales; Mucoraceae.
AUGGAUAGAUAUUCGAGAGGAUACGACGAAAGAUAUAGAGGCUACUACGACCGCCCUCGUUCUGAUACCUAUCGUCCAGGCGAAAACUAUCGUUCAGAGAGAGAUUAUAGAGAUAAUCCUGCUGGGAGUGGUGGUGGCAGCAGUAGCAGCAGAAAUUAUUCGCCUAAUUAUCCAUCGUCUCGCUCACCAACAGGUGGUGGAGGAGGAGGAUCAGGCUCAAGAUACAGUGGCAGCUACUCAGAUGCACGGUCUAGCUACUAUGGCUCUCGAGGUCAUUCACCUCCAUCACGAUCUUCCUCAAGGUCCCCUAGACGGCCAUCGUAUGGCUACUAUCGUUCAGCGGGAGGGUCCUCGUAUCCUUACAGUUCAAGAAGAUCGCCCUCUCCUCCCCGCCCAGUAGGAGGCCGUAGCGGAAGCAGCUCUAGCAGUAGAAGAGAUUCAUACGACCAUCAUCGAUCUUACCAUGGAUCUCCUUCUUACUCGCAGUAUCCACCUUCUUACAGAGGUGGCAGAGGUGAUAGUGACAGAGGACCUUAUCCACCCUAUUCAUCGAGAAGACACUACUCUGGUCCACCUCCUUCGUCAUCGUAUGCCCCUCCUUCAUCAUCAAGCUACGGACAUCCUCCUCCUCCUUCUUCUUCUCAUCCUUCUUCGGGAAGUGGAUAUCACAGUCGAGAAACAUCAGUGCCACCACCUCAGCGCUCGAUACACUCUACACCUACCUCGACAGCUCCCAAUUCGCCCAGACAGUACCCACAAGAGCCUGCCAGUCUAUUGCGUGAAACGAGUGCACCUUCCUCUUCCGCAGCAACUAUAUCAGCUGUCAACAAACCUUCUACUGCCACUGUCAGUGCUUCCUCAUCUCCAUCACAGCAACAACAACAACAAAAACCGCCAUCACUGCCAUCAACAGAAAACAAUGCGCCGGCUGCAUUGAGCUCUUCCUCUACUUCCAACAUGGCACCCUUACCUUCGUCUGCCACCACAACAACUAGUACCACAACUGCUUCUAAUAUCAACACUCAAACACAACAUUAUGCUCCACCUCCACCCUCUCUUUCACUCAACACAGGCUAUUCUCAACAAUCUUCAUCUUAUCCUUAUUCUGCAUCCGCAUCGUCUUCACCUUACACCAACAGUGGUGGAGGAGGAUCAAGUACGCCUCGCGGCCCGCCUCAUCAUCACAGCAGUAGUAGCAGCAGUGGAUAUCAUCACCAUUACAAUAGUCAUUACAGUUCACCUUCUACAACAAUGCCGCCUAUCAGACAGAGAAUAUCAUGGGCUCCAGAGCAAGAAAAGGAGAUGGAUAGAUAUCAUGUCGAUCAGAGAAAGCUAUGUGACGAAGAGAUUAGGAUUUUAACAAAUUCUCGCAAAAGCAGAUUCGAGCUGGAAUUAGCACAUUGGGAGGUAACGAAGCUGGAUCACCAAUUGGAGCUUGUGCAAAAGCAGUGGGAGGAGAACGGCAUGGAGGAUUUGGUGCGUGAGGAAUCUCUGAAAUUCAGCAAUAACAGCAGAUCAGCAUCUAAUGCCAUCCACAGCACCAGCAUGAGUAGUAGAUUAGCCAUCUUGUAA